This is a messenger RNA of Linepithema humile (Argentine ant), 1992 nucleotides long. RefSeq lists its product as uncharacterized. Gene Ontology annotation, biological process: animal organ morphogenesis. Gene Ontology annotation, molecular function: BMP binding; receptor ligand activity. Lineage: Eukaryota; Metazoa; Arthropoda; Insecta; Hymenoptera; Formicidae. The record is from RefSeq and is a predicted model, not a curated record.
AGCUUAGCUCGGUUCGGCUCACAGCCUCGCGGUAUCGGAAGUUCUGCAAAGUACUCUGAAAGAUCCAAGUUCUCGCGCGCACUCUCCCUCGAGCGGGUCCGCGCGUUUCGCUUCACCGGACAGAGAGUCCGGGACGAUUUCUCUCUCCGGCCGCUCGCGAGAAUUCUGGCCCGAUCGAGCGGCGACUAGAAUACCUGUUGCUCUACGUCCUCUCGCGAGGAGACCGGCAAGCGCGUUGGUGCGCAGUUUGCGGACGAGAUAGCACGGUGACGUGAGGCACAUCGAGAAAUCAUGGGAACGAUAUCAUGGCGACUGUCCACGAUGACGCUGAUGUUGAUGAUGCAUUCUGAUCUGCUCAGUGCUCAUCGUGAACACAAGGUUCAUAAUAUCGUGCUGUAUCCAGAUAAGCACAGCUGGUGCAAGACGACGCCUAUAAAGCAAGUGGUAACAUGGCCCCAGUGUUCCUCACAGGAAUUGGACAACAAUGUAUGCGUCGGUGCUUGUUUCUCGUACAUGGUCCCUCACAGCGAACCGUCCGCACCCGGUGAUCUCAUAAGACCUUACUGCGACUCCUGUCAACCUCUGGACAGCGUUUGGCAUACUGUUACGCUAGACUGCAAAGACGAGCAGAAUAAUCCAAUAACUAUGCAGAAGAAAGUGCAGAUCAUCACAAACUGUUCUUGCAGUUCUUGCAUGGAGACCUCGAAAAUCAAGCCGGAUUACAACACCCUAUUGCAGUCUCUGACGGAGGAAAAUUUGGAUAAAAACGUGAACGUAGCACACGAGACACCCGAUUUACUGCUGGACUACAAUGCCUCGAAGAACACGACGAGGGACGGGGCUCAGGCUAACGAGCGGUUCCAUCAACUUUUAAAGAAAUUGAAGGACUCGCAAAAACAAAACGAAUCCGGUGUGACGGAAUUAUUCUCCAAGUUUGAGGAAGAGGUUGAGUUAGAGAAAUUGAAGGAGUUGUUCAAAAAAUACAACCAAGAAGACAAGGAGGCUCAGCACGAGCACCAUCAUCAGCAUCAACAUGAGCAUCAGCAUCAACAUCAGCCGCAGCAACAGCAGCAUCUUCAUCACGGACCGCAUCACUCUCUAGUGCUGGACCCGGACGUGAAGGAGAAGAUUGAUGUAGAACCGCAUUAUCUGCAACCCGCCGUUGCUGGCGGAGAGAUCAGUUACCACGACAAUAUCGUGGUGGGAAAGGAGAAGAAGAAGGACUUUUAAAGGCGUCGAAGCGGUAUUCAUCGCACGACGGAUGUCGCCUUCGUUCGCCACGCUCGCAAAAUUCGCAGGAGUCGGUCGAGAUUCGUAGAAAACGCAUGCGUAGGUAACUUUGAUAAGAUUUGAAUACCUAGUCUAUUAUCUGAUUUUAACUUUGCGCGUAUCAUUAAUUUGCGUAGCGAUAAUUGGAUCGUGAGGUAUUAAUUGUUGACCAUGAAUAUUUAUUGCGGAUCAUGAGAUAAUCAUAUCUGCAAAAAUAAAUCUUUAUUUUUUAUAGGAAAGCACAUCAUAAGAAAUUCACAUAAAAUAACAUGUGUACGAAACAUGUGUGUCGAAAAUUAAUGUGAACCUGCUGUUUCGAAAUUUAUUCUUGCCACUAUUAAACUCGCUAUUGAAAAUAAGAAAGAGAGAUGCUAAGCAAGAGCGUAUGAGAGAGAGAGAGAGAUAGAUAGAGAGAGAGAGAGAGAGAGAGAGAGAGAAAGAAGAAAAGAGAGAGUAGAAAAGAUUGGGAUGGGAGAAAAUUCUAAUAUAUAUUUAAUUGUUAUUAUGUUAAUUAAUUAUUUAAAGAACUGCACAGAACAAUCGGGCGUUUACUCGACUUUAAAACACACGGAGUGACGCUUAGUGAGAUCUGUAUCUCGAUCGAUGAAUGUAUGAGUAAUAUUUUUGAGCCUGAAUAACAGUCUCGAUAUGUUGUCGACUAUUAUGAUAUAUGCAUUGUAUUCUUCUAGAGAAUAAAGACCGUCAGUGGUCUUAUUUCAUUUA